UGCUGCGAUUUUAAAGCUGCUGUCUUUGAUAAAGAUGAAAAACAUAUCGUCACCAGCACCAACAACCUCGUCAUCAUCUGGGACUUCGUGGCGGUUAAGAACGGCAAGACAGACGCCUAUCAGAUUAGGCGUAUAAGUGAUUAUAUUAAAGACAUUGCUUUCUUGCAUAUGAAAGAUAAAGAAGCAGUACUCAUGGUUACUCCUUCUUCAGUUACAACGCGAGGAGUUCGCCGGGCCUAUCAAGACUGUGAAUCACCAGAAGAAGCAUAA
Messenger RNA from Eimeria acervulina, 270 nucleotides. RefSeq lists its product as hypothetical. NCBI's taxonomy places the organism in Eukaryota, Apicomplexa, Conoidasida, Eucoccidiorida, Eimeriidae. Gene Ontology annotation, cellular component: cytoplasm; nucleus. The record is from RefSeq and is a predicted model, not a curated record. The annotation marks the transcript as partial. The transcript is spliced from 3 exons.